AUGAGGCCUUCUGCUGCGCGGUUGCUCAACAUAAUAGUCCCCAUAAAGAGGGCGGUAGACUAUGCCGUGAAGAUUCGCGUGAAUCCUGAGCAGACAGGCAUCGACCUCAAUGUUAAACAUUCCAUGAAUCCCUUUGAUGAGAUUGCCGUGGAGGAAGCCGUCCGGAUACGAGAACGCCUGAAGGAUGCAGUGAAAUCUAUCAAGGUUGUCACCAUCGGUCCACCAAAGUCCGCAGAGACGCUCCGCACCGCACUCGCCAUGGGUGCCGACUCUGCCGUCCACGUCGAAAUCCCGGAAUCUGCUCCGUCCCCAGAGCCUCUUGGUGUAGCAAAGACUCUGAAGGCCCUCAUCGAACGACAAAAGGAGGGUGUGGACGUAGUAAUCUUGGGCAAGCAAGCUAUUGACGAUGACGCUGGACAAACUGGACAAAUGCUCGCUGGCCUCAUGGGGUGGUCACAGGCAACAUUUGCGAGCAAGGUCGAGGUGGACCCAGAGCAGAAGGUUGCAAACAUCACUCGUGAGAUCGAUGGAGGUCUUGAAGAGCUUAGGUGCUUAAUGGUGCGUUUCAUUCGUAAUAUAAUAUUUCAUCACUCGGUUAAUUUCCGCCUAUUCCAAGAACCUCGGUAUGCAUCGUUGCCCAAUAUCAUGAAGGCCAAGAAGAAACCUGUCGAAAAGUUGACGGUUGCGGAACUUGGAGUUGAUAUCGCGCCUAGACUAGAGACCAUCGAAGUCACAGAACCUCCAAAGCGCGUUGGUGGCGGCAAGGUGGCAAAUGUGGACGAGCUUCUCGCCAAACUCAAAGAGGCUGGCGUCACCGGAAAGCGUGCAUGA
Messenger RNA from Suillus bovinus, 831 nucleotides. RefSeq lists its product as uncharacterized. The transcript is spliced from 6 exons. NCBI's taxonomy places the organism in Eukaryota, Fungi, Basidiomycota, Agaricomycetes, Boletales, Suillaceae. Gene Ontology annotation, cellular component: cytosol. The record is from RefSeq and is a predicted model, not a curated record. Gene Ontology annotation, molecular function: electron transfer activity. The coding region runs from base 1 to 831 and encodes 276 amino acids.